Messenger RNA from Actinia tenebrosa (Australian red waratah sea anemone), 2125 nucleotides. RefSeq names its product XK-related protein 4. The record is from RefSeq and is a predicted model, not a curated record. Gene Ontology annotation, cellular component: membrane. NCBI's taxonomy places the organism in Eukaryota, Metazoa, Cnidaria, Anthozoa, Actiniaria, Actiniidae.
CAUGAAAACGAAAGACGGUAUUUGGCUAUUGACUUUCCAAAAGAAGGGUUUUUAGGGGACAUUUACAGGAUUAUAGCAAUGUUUUAAUGUAUUUCCGAAAGAAUUUCGAUCUGAAUAUUUGAUUCGGGUGGUCAAGUCAUCAUCUAGAAAUCUGGAACCUAAACUUAUAUGGCGGCCGAAGUGCAUUUGACGCGAGAAUCUUCUCAAAAUAAUAAUGGUGUCCUUCAAAAUCGUUCAAGAAAUGUCGAUCAGACAGAUCUUCCCGCCACACGUCGUGAUAUUCCGGAUGAAGAACGAGUUGGAAACAAAAAGGUUCAUUGGUUUUGGGAUCUGGUAGCCUUGGGUUCAAUUCUUACUUUUUUAGUUGACAUUGGAAGCGAUUUGUUUGUAGCUGGUUUAUAUUUUAGUAAAGGACAGUACACGUGGUUUGGACUGACGCUGGGAUUUGUGCUUUUAUCGUCUUUUACGCUGCAAAUAUUCUCUGCAAAAUGGUUGUACGAGGAUACGCAGACCAUCGAAAGUAGAGAAGAAAAUUGGUUUAUUUACGUCUUGCAUAUGCUGCACCUUGGACCUCUCAUAAGAUAUUGGAGAGUUUUCCGCAGUGGAUGGAGAACAAGAAAAACAAACUGUAGCCCCUUUGAAUACCACUACUUCCUUGCUGAAUGGCGUGAUAUUUCCAUGUUACGGUURUUUGAGGCAUAUCUAGAGUCUGCMCCUCAACUCGUCCUUCAACUAUACAUUCUUGCAUACCACAGGAGAUUUAAUACCAGUAGUGACUUACUAACUGCCAUUACUGCUUCCUGCUCCCUUGUAUCACUUGCAUGGGCAAUUGUGGCUUAUACUAACUCCCUGAGAGAUGUUAUGCGGCAUAAAGUUUCAUGGAUAGGAUUUUUCUUUCAAAUUAUGUGGAGGUUAUCGAUGCUGGCAUCACGAAUCAUAGCCAUGGUUCUAUUUGCCUCAUUUUUUGGAAUUUGGUUAUUCGUUUGCAUUGGCGUACAUUGGCUGAUAAUGUUUCUGUGUCUGGUUUUGCAAUACACAGAUUUCUGCAUGGAUAGUCAAGGUAAUCACCAUCCAGGUCGUGAAGUGUGCUACAAUGGAAUUGUUGCCUUUAUUUACAAUUUUUCAUUCUUCAACAUCACUCAAGGAUCGACCAGACUCAAGCUCCUUCUUUUCUACUUUCUGAUGCUCCUAGAAAACACUGCCUCUGUCGUGAUGUGGUAUCCACAUAGUGCUUUAUUCGGCAAUGUUUCGAUUGUAGCAAUCAGUUUAGUUUAUGGUGGUUUUAUAGCUGGAAUUAUUUUUAUGCUAAUAUAUUAUCAAUUUUAUCAUCCUAAUAUUGAAGAAAAAGGCUUUUGCUUUAAGAGAGGAAAACAGUUUGAGGUUGAAAAUGAACAUUUGUACUUGUUCACUAGAAUCUGGUGCUGUUGUUGUGAGGUCAGAGCAAUCAAAAAUGCAGAUACAACCCAAGAUGAGUCUAAUGUGGUUCAAAGACUUUCAACGAGUAAUGGCAACAUAGAUUUAACACGCAGACCUCGGGAAAGUUGUAAUACCCAUCCAAGUAUCGAAAUAUUACCACGUCAUUUUUCCAAUGAAGAGAUUCCAAUAUUAGUCUCUGGUUCAGAAGCUUUGUACCUUAAAUCACGUGGCACAAAUGAAGUAUCACGAGCAYCUCCUGUUGGUAAUGGACAUGCUUCACCAGAAUUUUGGAUUUAAUUCAUAAUGAGAUUUUCAUUGAUUUUAGAAUAAACAGAAAAAGUUUUCACACUUUUUAGUUAGUUAGAUAGUGAUUUGACAUUUUAAAAWUUUAUUUCAGGCUUCCUUUGAUGAAUAUACCACAGGUAGACCAUUGGGGUGACAGGGUGACACUGGGGCAUUCAGCAUCAUAAUUCAUGCAUCAAUAUUUCUAAAAUUCAUGUAUUGUGCUAUUUUCACCUAUGACGCUCUUAUUGUAGCCUAAAUCAUGCAUUACACGUAACCCCUGUGGGACUUGAUUAUGGGGAUGAUGAUUUUUGUGAAGAUGAUAAUGAUGACUACUGUCAUAAUGAUUGUAAUGAUGAUAAUCACUUUUGUUAUGUUGGUGUUCAUAAUGAUGAUCAUGUUGAGCUAAGAUGAUGAUGACUGUUGA